CACCGUAGCGUGUUGCUACAGAGAUGUAGUGUCUCAUGUAGACGCGCCCAGAAUGUAACAGAAAAUCCUGUGACACGCAUUUUCUGUUUACAGAAUGGGGAGUUUGUGAGGUGUCCCAAGCAGAGUAACUAAAUAUACACUAGAUUCACAUCAGAACAGAGAUGACCAGAACUGUACAAGGCUGUCCCUCCAAAACAGACUCAAGGCAUGUCUUGGAACAUGCCAGCUCUUAGCUUUCACUCUUUUUUGACUAUGGAAAAGUAGUAGAGGAACUAUGGCAAAGAAAUCAGAAGGACUACAACAGGCUGCUGGAGAAGCUUCUAAAUCAGAGAGAACAGUUAUAGUUUCUGGUAUUCCAGACGGCAUUCUGAAAGAUGAUGUCAUGGCUGACAUACUGAUGAUUCAUUUCCAGCGGGCGAAGAAUAGGGGUGGAGAUGUGGAAGGCAUAGUCUAUCCGACAACAACAAAAGGAGUUGCAUAUAUAACGUUUGAAGAUCAGAAAGUUACAGAGAAUGUUCUCAAGAAAGGUGAACAUCAACUAGAAGACAAGAGGCUGCCCAGACACUAUCCUCUGAAAGUAUCUCUUUACAGUGAAGAUGUCUUCUCCUGUAUCUCGUGUGUCCUUGAUUUGUCUGGUUUUGGAGAUAAAUAUGUUUUAGAAGAUCUGGUACAAGAACUUCAAAAGAACAUCACAGCUUUACGUUUCAGUCCUUUACAGCCUAAUGGGCAAAUUUCUGUUCAGGGUUCAUUCCCAUCAAUACAAUCAUUAAAAGACAAUCUGUUGUUAAAAGCAAAUUCCCUUUCAAACACAGACAAGAAAGCAAAAUGUAAGUCGAGUCAAAGAUCUAACAGCAAGACCCAGAAACAUGGAGUAUCCGUGGAGUCAAAGAAUAAUUUUAUCCAUAAUGCAGUUGGAGAAAACCAGGUUGUUCUUGACACUGAUGUAUACUACUACAUGAAACACAUUUUACAUGAGGACAGUCUAGCAAAAAACAGUGUUGUAAGUCGUGAGGUUACAGACGGUGAGAUCACGAUACUGUAUCUUGAAAAGGUCAAUGCUAGUUCUGAUCCUAGCAAGUUAGAAAAAGCCAAAAAGAAAAUUGAAGACUUGUCUGCAGAGCUUCACAGCAAAUUACGAAAAGAAAGAUUCCAUCUUGAUGGAAGCAAACAUGAAAUGCAGAUGUAUCAGCAUGCAUGCAAGAGGGUGCAGUCCCAAUACUCACAGGUCUUGGUUAUUCCUUAUGAGACUCACAUAGAUGUUAUAGGACGUUCUUCUGAUGUUUUUGGGUUUGCACAAGAAGUGAAAACAAAGGUAAAACAUUACUUGCAGAAAACCCCCCAGGAGAUGUUAGUCAUAUAGGUGCUGCAGAUAAGAUAUGUCAGGUGAGAGUUUCUCAGUGAGAUCUAUUACUCUAAAGAACAGUCUUGCCGAGGGAGUGGUGGAAGCCCUACUGUUUGGAAUAUUUUAUACAGUGUUUUGCACUUCAGAGAACUUUGCAAAUUUUAAUUAAUUAGUGCUCCAUCCUGCUCUCCCUAGCUGUUCCACUAUCUUUAAUGACAAUCUGUUAUUCCACACAAGGAUCUAAGAGGAAUAUUAGUACCUCUUUACACAUUAACAGUAGAGAAACCACACAGCUGAUAGCAGUGAUGUGGAAGAGCUUGUACUCUGAGUUCAGUCCCACUGUGUGGGUACAGACACUGUCAAAGUAUUAAAGGCUGAACAUUUAGUUUACAGCCCCAAAUACUAACAGUUUAAAACAGGCAGCAGUGAUCUCUUGCUACAUCCAUUAGCUUAAAGAUGGAAGUUAUUUUAGGUGAUGAACAGGUUGUCUUUGUUCUGUCAUCUCUACAGUAGUUACUUCUUGAGGAGCUAGUAACUUAUGUUGUUUACAUAGGUUUAUUGCAGUUAUUUCAGAGUAUUUUUAUUCUCAGGUCUGGGAGAUACCUGCCUGGCUUUGGAGUUAUUCGUUAGGUUUCAAAGACUACCUAUGUUUCUGUUUCCAGCAAGUACAAGAUUGUAUGCUUCACAUCUUGGUUAUUUUCCUGGCUGUAUGUGGCAUGGAUAUGACUUUUAUAUGGCAUUAAUUAUUAUUUGAUAACCAGUCAUUUUUCUUUUGUCUGGAGGCACAUGAGCACACUUGACCUGUCUUGAGACAUGGAGUACAUUAAAGUAAAAGAGAUGAUUAUAUAAGGAGAUACAAGUCUUCUCCUUAGCAUAAGAGGCCAGUCAUACACUAUAUAAAGGCAAUCAAAUGAGGGAGUAAGUGUUGAAAAAGGUACCUUAUAUUAAUGUAUGUUUGUCCAAGCAGACAACUUCUGAAAGUGAGAACUGUCACUUGCCUUCAGUAUCUUCUUUGUAGGAGAAGCUCCUUGUAAUUGAGACAUACCCAAAAGAAAGAGCUUUUAUAGAUGGGGAAAAAAGCACAAACAUUAGCUCCUAAGGCCUGAACUAUGUUUCCCAGAAUAUGACAGGAAUUUGGAGCCAUCUUGUAGAAAGCUUUCCUCGUUUUUCAGUGUAUUCAGAGACCCUUCUACAAUCAAAAAUGCAUAUUAGGUAUUGGAGGGCGGGGGGAAGAUCAACCUUAUUUAUGCAGAAGUGACACACAUUUGGAUCCUCAAUGAUUGCAAUAGCAGCUGCACAGCUCUUAAACUCAGUUUUUUUCUACAACUAUUUCCAAAUUUUAGAGUCCAAAUUGUUGUCAUUUUUGUAGUUUGGACUUUGGCUUUUGUUCUGCUUAUACAGGUAUAAGAAACACAGCAGCGAAAUGGGCAUAGGCUGUCAGAGUUGGUCAUUAUCAUAUUCAAACACUGAAUUAUCUGAGCAACAGAGGAGCUAUCAUUUCUAGUACACAUGUGAACAACCUCAAAAAUGUAUUGUAAAGCAAGCAAUGAACAUAAUUCCCAAAAGUUACAGUUAGAAGAGAUCUAAUGUCACAUGUCCCCCUGUCAUUGCUUGAUUGUUUCUGGCUGUGUUUUGUAGCCUGAUAUUGUAUUUUGAAUAAUGGGGUUUCUGCCACAUUGCCAAAGAAAAAACUAUUUUUGUUACAUUGUGGAUAUAAGUAUUCAUUAAUUAUUUUCUAGUUUAUAAGUUUUACGGAAUGGUAACUUUAACUUCAUAGGCUUGUACAGUUCCUACCAAAAGGCAAUCUGAUUAUCUGAUAGGUGUUAGUACAUCAUUAAUGAAUGUUGCAUAGUAUUUGGAUGGUAAAGAACUAUGUAAGUGCUGCCUGCCUGUAUUAUUCUACAAUGCCUUUCCUCUUUCCCCUCUCCCUUAAUAUCUGAAGGUAAGCAUAGUAUGUAAAGUUAAAACCGUACUUUUUUGUACACUUCAUUUUUAGGGCUUUAUUUAACAUAACAGUAGAAUUUGUUAUUUGGCCAAUCUGCAACGUGAACAUGGUUAUAUUAUAUCUAUAAAUCAGGAGAUUGGAUUGCUGGACUAGGAAGGGGAUGGGGGGCAGGGUUACAAUUCUAUGUUCCUUUUAAAAAAAACAAAAAAAACCCCACAGACGCAAACAAGCCAUGAAUUUAGCUCUUUAUCCCCUGUAGCUGAUGAGCACAGGAAAGUUGUUCAGGAUUUUGAGUGGUUUUAUAUCAUUCAACUUGGAAAUAAAGAAAACUUGGUCAAAACAAGACAUGCUAGCCAGAGAUAUAGUAUAGUUUUCUUUGGAGAAGUAAGGGCUCUGUUGCUUUCAAGUAAGAAGUAACAUAAUGAAAAGAUUAUUCAAAAUAUCAUUUGAAAUUUUUCGAUUAUUUCAAGAAAAAUAAAAAAAUCCAGAACCUGAA
Molecule: messenger RNA, 3783 nt
Organism: Gavialis gangeticus (Gharial)
Lineage: Eukaryota; Metazoa; Chordata; Crocodylia; Gavialidae
Gene: RBM43
Product: RNA binding motif protein 43
Exons: 4
Coding region: 275-1360 (361 amino acids)
Molecular function (GO): RNA binding
Source: RefSeq, a predicted model, not a curated record